Messenger RNA from Oncorhynchus nerka (sockeye salmon), 745 nucleotides. RefSeq names its product amine sulfotransferase-like. Gene Ontology annotation, molecular function: sulfotransferase activity. The transcript is spliced from 4 exons. Gene Ontology annotation, biological process: sulfation. Lineage: Eukaryota; Metazoa; Chordata; Actinopteri; Salmoniformes; Salmonidae. Gene Ontology annotation, cellular component: cytoplasm. The annotation marks the transcript as partial. The record is from RefSeq and is a predicted model, not a curated record.
AUGCCCUGGCUCGAGUACCCAGACACCCGCCCAGCGCCCGCGCCCCGCACCUAGACUCUUCAUCUCCCACCUGCCUCCAAACCUGCUGCCCGCCAGCCUGAACACCAAGAGACCCAAGAUUGUGUACGUGAUGAGAAACCCGAAGGACAACAUGGUGUCCUACUACCACUUCUGUCACGUGUGGAGCAAGCUGGAGACACCUAGCAGCUUCCAGGAUUUCUUCGACCAGUACCUGACAGGGAAAAUAAGUUAUUGUGAUGUGUGGAGCAAGCUGGAGACACCCAGCAGCUUCCAGGAAUUCUUCGACCAGUACCUGACAGGGAAAAUGGUGGGUGGAUCGUGGUUUGAUCACAUCCGUGAGUGGUACACCAAGAGAGAGCAGUAUGACAUUCUCUUUGUCAAGUACGAGGACAUGAUCAAGGUACAGUAAAGGGUUUUCUGCAUCUUAAAUGGAAUCCAGGGCCCUCUUGUCAACAGUAGUGCAUUAAGUAGGGAAUAGGGGGCUAUUUGGGAAGCAGACUCAAGCAGUCUGUCUGCUUCCUUGUCGGUCUGUUUCUCUCUCUCUCUCUCUCUCUCUCUCUCUCUCUCUCGGAGAAACACUUGUAAAACUGUAUGACAUACAGGGCAACUACCCAAUGUCUCCCUCUCUCUCUCUCUCUUCACCCAUCCCUCUCCCCCUCUCUCUCUCUCUCUCUCUUUCUCUCUCUAUCUUCACCCACCCACCCAUCUCUCUCUUACUCUAUCU